AUGGCGACGCAAACGAGAGGCCAUGGUGGUCACGGCCACCACCACCAUCACCACCACCAUGGAAACGCCUAUCUGACUUCUUCGAAUACACACGACGCCGGCGUCCGGAUCACGCGCCUGGGUCUUGUUGCGAAUCUCGCAAUGGCCAUUGGGAAGUUUAUCGGUGGCUAUGUCUUUCAUUCGCAGGCUCUUAUCGCCGAUGCCUACCAUGCUCUUACAGAUUUGGUCUCGGACUUCCUCACACUGGGUACCGUUGCGUGGUCGCUCAAGCCCCCCAGCGAACGAUUCCCGAACGGGUACGGGAAGAUCGAGAGCAUUGGUGCGCUGGGUGUGAGCGGACUUCUACUUUGCGGAGGUGUAUUCAUGGGGUUGAAUUCUGGACAGGUAUUACUGGAUCAGUUUUACCCUGAGGCCGCAGAGGCGAUUUCUCAUUUGGACCUGGGACACGGCCACUCGCACAGUCAUGGAGUUGACGCCCUUGGACCGAGUAUUCAUGCCGCUUGGCUUGCAGCUGGCUCCAUUGUUGUGAAGGAGUGGCUGUAUCAUGCUACAAUGAAGGUUGCAACUGAGCGCAAGUCGUCCGUCCUAGCCUCGAACGCUAUCCACCACCGCGUCGACUCCCUCACAAGUAUUGUCGCUCUGUUCACAAUCGGCGGAACGUACCUCUUCCGGGACGCGUCCUGGCUGGACCCUGUGGGCGGACUGCUCAUCUCGUUGAUGGUCAUCAAGGCUGGAUGGGGAAACACUCGCACCUCGCUCCUCGAGUUAGCGGACACUACUGUGGACGAUGAAAUCAAGACCGCCGUGCAGAAGGCUGCGGCCAAGGCACUCAGCACCGUCAAUGAUGGCGGAUCAGUCAAGAUCCGCAAUGUACAAGGCAUGAAGUCAGGACAGAACUACCUGAUGGAUGUUGAAUUAGCCGUCCCUGGUGUGUGGUCGGUCCAGCGCUCUCGCGAGAUUGAAGAAAGAGUCCGAGCCACCAUUGGCUCCAGUCUUCGCGGGGUCAAGCGAGUCAAAGUCCGGUUUAUUCCUCUCGAGCAUGAGAGUUUGGACUUCUCCGAGGAGUUCAUUGCGCCGGAAGUUAUCAGCCAAGCCAACCCGGAGCCCGAGGAUGGUGUUGAGGAGGAGGCGCACCAUCACGAGGAUGAGCAUGACCACAAGCAUGAGCAUGAGCACGAGAACGGCACCCGGAAAAGACGCUGA
Aspergillus versicolor CBS 583.65 is the source of this 1203-nucleotide messenger RNA. Its product is annotated as cation diffusion facilitator family transporter. Gene Ontology annotation, biological process: monoatomic cation transport; transmembrane transport. The coding region runs from base 1 to 1203 and encodes 400 amino acids. Lineage: Eukaryota; Fungi; Ascomycota; Eurotiomycetes; Eurotiales; Aspergillaceae. The record is from RefSeq and is a predicted model, not a curated record. Gene Ontology annotation, molecular function: monoatomic cation transmembrane transporter activity. The transcript is spliced from 2 exons. Gene Ontology annotation, cellular component: membrane.